Molecule: messenger RNA, 1428 nt
Organism: Triticum aestivum (bread wheat)
Lineage: Eukaryota; Viridiplantae; Streptophyta; Magnoliopsida; Poales; Poaceae
Product: maturase K-like
Exons: 1
Coding region: 120-815 (231 amino acids)
Biological process (GO): mRNA processing
Cellular component (GO): chloroplast
Source: RefSeq, a predicted model, not a curated record
AUCUUCUCGAACUUUUCUGGAAUGAAUCCACUUUUCUAGGAAGAUGGAACAUUUUGGGAUAAUGUACCCUGGUUUUUCUCGGAAAACCCUAUGGUUCUUUAUGGAUCCUCUUAUGCAUUAUGUUCGAUAUCAAGGAAAGGCAAUUCUUGCAUCAAAAGGCACUUUUUUUGAAGAAGAAAUGGAAAUGCUACCUUAUCAAUUUCUGGCAAUAUUAUUUCUGUUUUUGGACUCAGCUGCGAAGAAUCCAUAUAAACCGAUUAGCAAACUCUUGCUUCGAUUUUAUGGGGUACCUUUCAAGUGUACCAAAAAUUUCUUUGUUAGUAAGGAAUCAAAUGCUGGAGAAUUCAUUUCUAAUAGAUACUCGAAUGAAAAAAUUCGAUACCAUAGUCCCCGCUACUCUCCUCAUAGGAUACUUAUCAAAAGCUCAAUUUUGUACUGGAUCGGGGCAUCCUAUUAGUAAACCCAUUUGGACAGAUUUAUCAGAUUGGGAUAUUCUUGAUCGAUUUGGUCGGAUAUGUAGAAAUCUUUUUCAUUAUCAUAGUGGAUCUUCGAAAAAAUGGACUUUGUAUCGACUAAAGUAUAUACUUCGACUUUCAUGCGCUAGAACUUUAGCUCGGAAACAUAAAAGCACGGUACGAACUUUUAUGCAACGAUUGGGUUCGGCAUUUUUAGAAGAAUUUUUUAUGGAAGAAGAGCAAGUUUUUUCUUUGAUGUUCACCAAAACAACUCUUUUUUCUUUCCGUGGAUCAAACACUGACCGUAUUUGGUAUUUGGAUAUUAUACGUAUCAAUGACCUGGUCAACCCUCUUAAUUAAUCAUUAGACGAAAUUAAGAAACAGGAAAGGGUUGAUAAAUGAUCAAGAAAAAACUUUUCUAUUUUUCAUUCUGAAAUGUUCUUUUUAUUAUAAUAAAGAGUACGUGAAUCAACUUACUAAUUAAAAAAAUUAGUAGAACUUCCUCUUUGGAAUAGAAAUUGGCUAUUUCUACAUAGGGAAAGUCGUGUGCAAUGAAAAAUGCAAGCACGAUUUGGGGAGGGAUUUUUCUCUAUUGUAACAAGGAAGAAUUAUCUACUCCAUCCGACUAGUUCCGGGUUCGAGUCCCGGGCAACCCAUAUAGAAAAGACUCAUCAAAGUUUUUAACUUUGACUCACUUCAUUUACAAAUACAAAAUUAUUGGUUUGGUUAAUUUAGUUAUAUGGAUAGCUAAUCUUUGGGCUGACUUGGUUGACAUUGGUAUAUAGUCUAUGUUAUACUGUUAAAUAACAAGCCUUCUAUUAUCUAUAUUCUAGUUAAUACGUGUGCUUGGGAGUCCUUGCAAUUUGAAUAAACCAAGAUCUUACCAUGACUGCAAUUUUAGAGAGACGCGAAAGUACAAGCCUGUGGGGUCGCUUCUGCAACUGGAUAACUAGCACUGAAAAUCGUCUUUACA